Molecule: messenger RNA, 929 nt
Organism: Vanessa tameamea
Lineage: Eukaryota; Metazoa; Arthropoda; Insecta; Lepidoptera; Nymphalidae
Product: deoxynucleoside kinase
Exons: 5
Coding region: 102-902 (266 amino acids)
Biological process (GO): nucleobase-containing compound metabolic process
Cellular component (GO): cytoplasm
Molecular function (GO): deoxynucleoside kinase activity; ATP binding
Source: RefSeq, a predicted model, not a curated record
UGUGUAUAUUAUAAUAAGCAGUUUAUUAAAUAUCAUAUAAUUAUAUAAAUGAACAUAAUAUUUUAUGUACCCACAAGUAGAUUGUACAAUGUACACUUAAAAUGAUAAGACGCAAGAUUUUUAAUUUCUGUUUUAAAGUUGAUAGACUCUUAGGCAAAAUGAGCGCUUCCAAUUUAAAACCUUUUACUGUUCUCGUGGAGGGUAAUAUUGGAAGCGGGAAAACAACAUUUUUGGAGCAUUUUCAACAAUUUCAAGAUAUAACGCUACUCACUGAACCUGUUGAAGAAUGGCGCAAUCUAAAAGGGUGGAAUUUGUUGGACUUGAUGUAUAAAGAUCCUGCAAAGUGGGCAAUGACCUUCCAAUCGUAUGUUACUAUGACUAUGCUGGACAUGCAUCGUCGUCCUACUUCUACCCCAGUGAAACUAAUGGAGAGAUCAUUGUAUAGCGCUAGAUAUUGUUUUGUAGAACAUAUGAUGAGGAAUGGUACUCUUCAUCCUGCUCAGUUUGCUGUGCUUGACGAGUGGUUCAGAUUUAUUCAUCGGGAGAUACCUAUUGAUGUAGAUCUUAUUGUUUACCUUAAGACAACACCACAAGUAGUUCAUGACAGAAUAAAGAAACGGGCCCGAUCUGAAGAACAGUGUGUGCCAUUAUCCUAUAUAGAGGAAUUACAUAAAUUACAUGAAGACUGGCUUGUAAAUAGAACAUUUGCUGAGUGUCCAGCACCAGUUCUGAUGAUUGAUGCAGAUUUGGACUUGUCCCAAAUAACUGAAGAGUAUAAAAAAAGUGAACACCAAAUAUUGAAACGAGCAGUUGAUGUUGUCAUGCAGUCACCAAAUAAGCUAAGCCCAAAGAAACCUAUUACAAGUUCUGCGAUUAAGAUAGUACCUCAAAUAAGACUUUAACAUAAGUAAAUUUAAUUUUUAUUGGAA